AUGGCUGCUAUUCUUUCAGUCCUUCAACACUCAUCUUGCCCUGAAAAUAUAAUCUUCCACUUGGUGUCUUCCAUUGCCGCCGACACCUCCCAUCUCAACCUCACAAUCACAAAGUCAUUUCCUUACCUUCAGUUCAACAUCUAUCCUUUCGAUGAUUCGCCGGUGGCGAGGUUGAUCUCAACUUCUAUUCGUGCUGCACUGGAUUGUCCACUCAACUAUGCCUGCAACUAUCUAGCUGAUAUGCUCCCAGAAUGCGUUCAAAAGGUUGUUUAUCUAGAUUCUGACCUCGUACUCGUCGAUGAUAUUGCUAAACUUGUUGCAACCCCUCUGGGCACUAAAGCAGUUUUAGCAGCACCUGAGUACUGCAACGCAAACUUCACCACCUAUUUCACGCCCACAUUCUGGUCCAACCCCUCUCUUUCCUUAACAUUCUCUUUCACCACCAGCACUUCCACCGGUUAUAUCUCAACCACAAGCAUCCCCUGCACCUGUCCAAUAGCCACCACCAACACCCGCCCUAACAAUACCCCCACCAAUUCCACCACCUACAGCACCACCAGCGCCAUGCCAGUACCAACUAUUGCGUCUAGCCACAGCACCAGAUUUGGUUCUCCCACCUGA
This is a messenger RNA of Fraxinus pennsylvanica, 621 nucleotides long. The record is from the annotation of a GenBank genome assembly. Lineage: Eukaryota; Viridiplantae; Streptophyta; Magnoliopsida; Lamiales; Oleaceae.